AUGGCAACUGCGCCGCAAGAACCACCGAGCCCGUCCGCCUCAUCCGUAUUCCUUCCUCUCGGCCGCCGCACGCGUCGGGACUCAAAGGCUUCUAUCACACCGGAUUUGGAUCAAGAUGCUCUGAACGAGGCGCUAAACACUAUCCACUCCGCGGCUUCUCAGUCCCAAGUCCUUACGGUCUUCAAUGAGUAUACCGAACCGCCUAGUUCUGCGUCGAAAGGUGAGAACAAGACAUUAACGGGUGAUCUUCAAGGAGGACUGUCGGGUCUAUACAAUAAGCUGAAGGCAACUGUGGGAGUGUCCAAAGAGCAAGAGUCGAGGGAUGUUUCGUCAACAUCUGGACCUAGUCUGGAACGUCCGACCUCGAAAACGAGUUCCAAUAAAUUCUCAACCAUUCACUCGCCACGUGGUCAGUUCCAUGAUGAAGCCGAGUCACCAGAGUUGCAGGCAAUGCACGCGACGAAAAUCUCGUCCAAAGCGACGAGUAUCAGCAAAGUCUCCGUUCACUCGCCGUCUAUCAGGUCGCCAACUAGCCCGGCUCCACCUGCACAUGUCGACCCUAUGUUAACGAGCAUGACCAUCUACGCCGAUAAAGGUCCAACAGUCAGCCAUUCCCGCAGUGGAUCUACCUUUGAACAGGCAGAAGAUCUUGCCCCCAAUUCACCUCGAGCGCAGGAAGCAGAUGGAAGUGCUAGCAUGGUUCGAGAAACUCGCAAGGAAACGGUCGAUCGGGUUCCGCACGAGCCUCGGGUUCAAUCCCCGAUGCAUGUUCCAAGUAUGCCGAUGAACGCUGGUGCAGUUGUAUCCAACAGCCACAUGAGGACUUUAUCAGAGGCUUCCACUGAUGCCCGUGUCCUUGCGGCGCCAGCUUCACCAAUCAUUGUUCAGGACGACAGGCCUGUGCAUCGUCCAAGCGAGGGACGGCAAGAACGCUUGGUCUCGAAAUCGCAGAAUGCCAAGGCAAGCCCGCUGCAUCUUCUGGGUACCCAUGCCGAGAGGUCAAAGAGUCCAGCUGCGGUGAAGGCUACUUUGAAUCACGAUGGAGCGCAGCCAACAAUCACGCUAUCGCAGAGCGGGUCGCAACAUACUGCGCGAGUCCCCCAAUCUCGGCUUCCCGGCUUUGCAACCUCGCAGGCCUCAUCUACAGAUUCGGGGCCCACGCGGUCGAGCCAGCUUGGAGGGGAAGGCAGACUCGAUGGGACUCCCGAGGAACAUAAUGCAGAACAUUUCACAAGACCUGUCAACAAGCUCCGCAGCAAACUGCUUAAUCGGGAGUUCUGGAUGCGGGAUGAGAACGCGCGUGAUUGCUUUCAUUGUGGCGAGCCGUUUACAACUUUUCGAAGAAAGCAUCACUGCCGUACAUGCGGACAGAUCUUUGACAACAAAUGUACCGUGGCUGUAAGUGGUGCGCAUUUCGCAAUGAGUGGACCUGUUCGUGUCUGCAAGCCCUGCGAAGCCAUCAUCCUCUCUCACGAUGACGAUUCCUCAGACUUUUCUGAUGUUGAAAGCAUCGCCAUUCCGGAGUCGUUGACGAGGCCACGCACCCCGGACACGGCACAACUACUGCGUUCUGCGCACAGGUUCGAUGACGAUAACAUAUCCAUCAAGUCUUCUCUUGAGCAUAUGGCCAAAACGCCAACAAUGAACUUCCCCGUUAGACGUGCGUAUGAAGGAGAUGGGUCUUCCAAAGUACUCGAAUUCGAUUCCCUGGAUCGCGUUUUACCCCGGCCAAGUUCAUCCCGGUCGCUAAAACACAACCAUUCCAUCGGACACGGUCACAAGAGGCAUCAUUCACGCCAUCAACACAUACGCAGCUACAAAGCAUAUCAUGAUGAGCGGGCGCCUUUUCAGCGCCGCACGCUUGAGGACAUCAGUAAAGACCCGAAGAUGUUCCACCGUGAUAGCAUUAUCGAUCCGGACCUGGCCCAAUACCUUUCGGACGAUGCAUCAAGUGGUGAUGAACAAUCCAUCAUCGGCCCUGAAAAACUUUCAAGAAGCGUCGGCGACGGAGAGAAGGGUGCUAUGGCGGGCUUACUCGCAGCUGUUCGUAAAGGACGCUCUCGAAUGGGUGAUCGCAAUAUUGGUGGAUUUCUGAACCUCAAUCGCGACUCUGACGACGUGAGUAUCAUAAGUGCCCGCGACAGGGAUGCUGUUCGACCCUCGAGAAGACGCAAUUUGAGCGUGGCAAGCAGCAUUCACCAGCGCGCAACACCGAGGACAACUAAAGAGCGGCUUCACAUCGCUCUAAACGGAGGUAGCGCUGGUGAUGAUACGCCAUCAACUCCAAUUCAGCCGCAGCAGUUCGCCAGAGUCAAUAGAAUGAUUCGCAGCGCCUCUAUGCAUGGUCUUGGAGCUCCUGCGAUGGAACUCAACAGAGCCAGUAUUCAACAUGUGCACAAACUCCUCCAGCAACUGCUGAGAGAUGCCGAAAUGCCGAAAACUUCAAGCUGGGAAGAAGCACUGGUACCGAUUCUCCUACGAGCCACCGACGAUGUUGACCCAGAUGUGGCCGCUGGUGAUGACAUAGAUAUUCGCAACUAUGUCAAACUGAAAAAAGUGCCAGGCGGACGCCCGGGCGAUACGUCUUACAUCUCAGGCCUCAUCUUCACAAAAAAUGUGGCCCUCAAAAGCAUGCGUCGGCUCAUCAUGUCGCCACGAAUCCUCAUAAUUACUUUUGCCCUGGAGUACGCCCGGCAUGAGCAACACUUUAUGAGCCUGGAUCCCGUCAUCCGCCAGGAACGCGAGUAUCUGGAGAACCUGAUUGGCAGGAUAGCCACCUUGAAGCCUGAUGUCCUUCUCGCACAAAGAAAUGUUUCCGGUCUUGCCCUGGAGCUGCUCAAUGAAUCGCGUAUCGCGACCAUAUUCAAUGUGAAGCCCUCCGUCCUUGAAGCUGUGUCGAGGUGCACACGGACCAGGAUUGUCCAUUCAAUCGACAAGCUCAGCACGUCGUCAGGACAGCUUGGGACGUGUGAGUCUUUCGAGGUCAAGACUUUUGUGGCAGAAGGACGCAAGAAAAACUACAUUUAUCUCUCUGGUUGUCCUCCACAAUUGGGUUGCACCAUUGCCAUCCGCGGCGCAGAUAGGAAAAUGCUCUCGAAGAUCAAGAGAAUCACAGAGUUCAUGGUCUACGUUGUCUACAACUUAAAGCUGGAAACAUGCCUAAUGCGCGAUGAAUGGGCGAUGAUCCCGAACUCACACAGUGAGAAGGACGUGAAGCACUCGGCUAAAACGUCAAUUGGAGCACCUGUGCAAAACGACACAUCUGUUCGCCAGCCUCAAGAACAUCUGACAUCCGCGCAAGAGGGCUCGUUCAAUGCGAACGUCAUCACCUCAAGCCAGAGUGCAGAGGGCGACCUUAAGCGAUCUUCCGCAGCCCCAGCUCUAUCUUUCGACAAUCCCGAGUCUGCAGACAUCCCAGACGACGUACCUGUUCCAAUGUUUUACGAGGACAUGGUCGAGAAACACCAAACAAGGAUCCUGUCGGCGUCGCCUUUCGUCAAGUUCAUGCAACCUUACCUACUCAUGAAGGCCCGGGAGCUCGAACGUAGAGUAGCGUAUCUAAAGCGCCUUCGUGACCAGGAUAUGACUGAAGAGCAGUCUCUCGACGAAAAGUCAAAGGCUCAAAAGUUUGUCCUCAUCCAGCCCGACAUGCUCCAUGCCCCAUUAGCUGGAGCAAGCAAGAAGGUCCGAGAGAUCAUCCAUGCUGUGCAUGACUCGGAGUACGACAAGGCGUUGCAUAAUUACGAAACUCAAAAGAGACAGUGGGAGACAUAUCUGUCGGGCAACCGAAAUCUCUUCGAUCCCUAUGCUCACCAGAACAUCGUAGUACUGUUCAGUCUUGUCGCAACGGCUACAUCUGUGCCAUGUACAGGACCAGAGUUAUUAGCCUUCAAUUUCUAUGGAGAGCACGUUCAUGACGACUUUGAAGCCGAUUGCACGCUUGGGCAGUACGUCGAAGGCUUAUGUGUGGAUGCGAAGGAAGCUUGUGCGUCAAGCUCCUGUGACAAGAAAAUGUACGAGCAUCAUCGGCAAUACGUUCACGGCGAAGCGCAAAUAUCUGUGUUCGUUCAACCAUAUCCUGCAAAGAUGCGAGGACUAGAGGAAGUAAUUCUCAUGUGGAGUCAGUGCAAGAUAUGUGGUAUCGAGACCACCGUCACUCCGAUGUCCGCCAGUACGUGGAAGUACUCUUUCGGAAAAUAUCUGGAGCUUUCAUUUUGGAGCGCAGAUCUUCAUGCUCGGGCUGGCAUGUGUCCUCACGACCUGCAUAGAGAUCAUCUUCGCUUCUUUGGUUACAAAGACUAUGCGCUCCGAAUUCAUUAUGACCCUAUCGACUUGCUUGAGAUCAUAGUGCCGCGGCUUCGGGUGACCUGGAAGGUUGACAAUGAUCUACGCUUCCGCAAUGAAGUCUUUACAAGAAUCGAGCAUCGCAUUACUAGGUUCAUGGGAUCUGUGAAGUUGCGCUUGAAGAGCAUCAACGCUGAGGCAAUUCUACCUGAGAACGGCGACGCAUGCAAAGAAGAGAUUGAAAAACUGACGAAGAAAGCGAAUGAAGACCACACCAUGCUGAUUAAGCAGCUUCAAGAAAGGUACUCAAAUUCUCGACACUGGGAGAUCAUUCCUCUGAAUCGAGCGAUUCGGACAACUCAGGAAAAGGUUGCAGAAUGGGACCUUGCGUUUGCAGAAUUCGAGCAGAAUUUCUUGCCGUCAGAAAAGGAUAUCAGGCGGCUUGCAACUUUGCAGCUAAAGAAGAUUUUCUUAGAUCGAGAUGUUUCGAUAACGUCGUUGACAUCUGAUCAUGAAGGCGCCAUCACUCCACCGGUAGAGGAGGUGUUUGAUGAGAAGGAUGAAAUCAAGAGCAGCGACGAUCGACCGCUGAUGCGUAAGCGUACAACGACACUGUCUCCCGAGAAAACGCAAACCGUCCUUCAAUCGAUCUUGGAAGCACAUGCCAGUCCGCCGCAGGCAGAAAAGUCUUUAAGCAAUUUUGACAGCGAUGCCUCCAACACAACGUUGCCGAACGUUUAUGACGGCCCAAGAGGUCCAGAGGACAUGAAGCACCUGGACCUGGCCGUCCCGUCGAACGGCGAAUCGUCCCCCGCUAGCCCGGGCAUCGUGUCGUCAAUUGGCAAUAUUAGCACUCCACCUUUGCAGCAACUGAAUUUUGGUUCGGCCAAUUCUGAGGAGCCUAAGACGCCACGUCCAGAUAGGGCUAUUCAAGCACCAGUCUCACCCAUGGCUACGCCUCGAGCGAAUGCGGACAAGACUUUGGCUCCGCCGCAGCGAAGUGCCAGUAUCAAGACGUCAACACCACCAUUACUUCGGGCACUUUCGACUCCAGCAGGAUCGGUAUUAACCAGGAAGGAUAUGCCUCCUAAUGCGAGAACCGCUUCUCCCUUGAACUUUUCCAACGAAUCUGGAUCCGAUCGAGAUAAGAGCCGCGAGCAGCAAAAUCCCCCAGCCAACGACGACAAUCCACCCGAAAAAAAGCUCUCCGAACGCUUUGGGCUCACAAAGCUCAAGCACAAAGGCCAGUCCUUCAUUCCACGAGCAAUCAGCAGCAAGAAGGAUUCUCGAGUCUCCAAUUUGGCGAAGCACUUCGAGCAGCUCAGCCGAGAAUUUGAACGCGAGAGGGUGAGGGAGAGGAAACUCCGCGCUGCGCGUACCAGACAAUCGCGUGUCUACCCUCUAGCCGCCCCGAAGCCAAUCGUCGAGGUCUACAAGGAUGUCGACGAAGCUGUAGAUGAGCCACAUGACAUAGGCAUCUUCGAUUUGGACCGCAGUCCUCCAGAGGAUGAGACUGCACCUGUUGCGCAAGGCCAUCAAGAGACAGAUCCUUCUCAAACCGACGAUAAAGGCUCCCACGCAGAUGACACUCAUACCGAAGCCACCGAGACCGAGGGAGAAUUGCAACUGUCAAGCCACGCACCGUCGGACGUCGAAGAUCAGAGUGAUCUUGAGGAUGAUGGUGAACAAAUUUUCCUUCCUGAUUCGCCAGAGGAUCUACUUCGCUUGUCGCAGGAAGACCUGGAGUUCAAAGAGUUGCCGAAGCAUGAGAGGAAGUCCUUGAUGCAGAUGCUGACCACCUUCUGGGCAGAGCGUUCUUCGUCUGGAUGGGCGCCUCUGGAAUAUCCCAUGGGAGCUUCGGAACACGUCUUCGCCGACUGUGAUAUUGUUGUGCGGGAAGAUGAGCCCAGUUCAAUAAUUGCCUUUGCCUUGAACUCGGAUGACUAUCAAGAGAAACUGCAUGACCUGCAAACUCGCGAGUUCCCACCUGAGAGUGAAGAAAUCUUUGGCCAUCGACAUCUUGAUGGCGAUUCUCAGGCGGAUGUGAUGCAUUCACUUCUACGUCGUGAUGGCACCCAUCUCAAAUAUCAGUUUGCAGAAGGCCCGGCGAAAAUGUUAUGCAAAAUCUUCUUCGCCGAGCAAUUCGAUGCCGUGCGGCGCAAAUGUGGUGUUCAGGAACGGAUUGUCGAGUCGCUUUCUCGCUGUCUGAAAUGGGAUAGUAAAGGUGGCAAGACCAAAUCUCUCUUCCUCAAGACGCUCGACGAUCGCUUUGUUUUGAAGUCAUUGUCACCGAUUGAGACGCAGUCUUUCCUGAAGUUUGCGCCGAACUAUUUCCAGAUCAUGUCAGAGGCCUUCUUUCACGAGCUCCCUUCCGUGAUUGCAAAGAUGCUCGGCUUCUAUCAGAUCAUCAUCAAGAACACGGCUACCGGCGUCGAGUACAACUGGUAUCUUCUGCUAAUGGAAAACCUCUUCUAUGAUCGGUCGCCAACCCGGAUAUUUGAUCUGAAAGGCAGUAUGCGCAACCGCAAGAUCAAUGCCACCGGCGAACGCAAUGAGGUGUUAUUGGACGAGAAUAUGGUGGAAUUCAUCUACGAAUCCCCGCUCUUCGCUCGAGAGCACUCGAAGAAGCUCUUGCGAUCAUCGGUGCACAACGACACGCUCUUUCUAGCGCGACAGAAUGUCAUGGACUACAGCUUGAUGAUUGCGAUUGAUGAAGUUCGCAAGGAACUUGUCGUUGGCAUCAUCGACUGCAUUCGCACUUAUACUUGGGACAAGAAACUUGAAAGCUGGAUCAAGGAUAGAGGCUUCGCAGGCGGAGGGAAGAAUCGGCCUACGGUAACAAGUCCGAAAGAGUACAAGAGGCGGUUCCGGGAGGCAAUGGGCCGGUAUGUGCUCGAGGCGCCGAAUUGCUGGCAUCAGUUCAAACCGGUCCGGUUCGAUAAGAACAGUGGCGGUAUCAAGUUAGAGCAUAGCAAGGACAAAGACGACGGUGAUGCGGUCGAGAAGGCUGACGGUGGAGAGGGUGAGAGGAUCAUAACACUCACGUGA
Messenger RNA from Cyphellophora europaea CBS 101466, 7332 nucleotides. RefSeq lists its product as uncharacterized. The transcript has a single exon. The coding region runs from base 1 to 7332 and encodes 2443 amino acids. The record is from RefSeq and is a predicted model, not a curated record. Gene Ontology annotation, cellular component: fungal-type vacuole membrane; endosome membrane. Gene Ontology annotation, biological process: phosphatidylinositol phosphate biosynthetic process. Gene Ontology annotation, molecular function: metal ion binding; 1-phosphatidylinositol-3-phosphate 5-kinase activity; ATP binding. NCBI's taxonomy places the organism in Eukaryota, Fungi, Ascomycota, Eurotiomycetes, Chaetothyriales, Cyphellophoraceae.